AUGGAGAUCUGCCCCAUGGAGCUGAAGAACAUCCUGGACGACGUCUGCAGAAAGAGUGGAGUGGCGAUCGGCGAGGGCGGCUUCAGUAUCGAGACGUGUCGCAGCAUGGUGGCUGGGAUCUUUGUCAAGUUCGACCGGGACAGGUCUGGGUGCAUCAGUGAGCAGGAGCUGCCUUCAGCACUGUCGGCAGCAGUGCACAGGAUGGAGCUGCCUCUGCACCUGACCGCCCCCCCCAUCCCCCCCAUCCCCCCCAUCCUCCCCAUCCUCCCCCCCUCCCCCAUCCCCAUCUGCACCGGACCUGUCCACGUUCAGCGUCCACUGGUCCACGUUCUGUAG
Molecule: messenger RNA, 336 nt
Organism: Knipowitschia caucasica
Lineage: Eukaryota; Metazoa; Chordata; Actinopteri; Gobiiformes; Gobiidae
Source: the annotation of a GenBank genome assembly